Messenger RNA from Cadophora gregata, 252 nucleotides. RefSeq lists its product as uncharacterized. The transcript has 2 exons. Lineage: Eukaryota; Fungi; Ascomycota; Leotiomycetes; Helotiales; Ploettnerulaceae. The record is from RefSeq and is a predicted model, not a curated record. The coding region runs from base 1 to 252 and encodes 83 amino acids.
AUGUCUCCCCUCGCACGAAGCCCCAUCCUCUCCGCCCUCGCGCGAACAAAGUUCCAGCGCGCAGGCGUCCAACAAUUCAGAUCAUACGCAACGGCUCGCGUCCCAGCUGCUACGAACGGGCAGUCUGCUUGGGGAUCGCAUAUUAAGAAUGCAGGUGGUGUUGCGAUGAUGUAUUUCCCCGUCGUCGCUAUUGUUAUGUUUUGGCCGUAUGCCGUCCCACCUGUUAUGGAUUUUGUGGAGGCUAGACUUUGA